CACACACACACACUAACCCCCUGUGAUGCCAACCCCUCCAUUGCUGCACGGCGGCAUGUCUGUGUCGAUUUAAUCCAAAACCUUAGAUGCAGAUGAGAAGGCGCAUGAAAAAGUCGGCCUCCGCGGAUGGAGUAUGAAGUAUGCGCGACGAUAAACGCGCAGAGAGAAAUCUGAGUCAACAUAAUCCAUCUGGACACCGGGAGGGAAGAUGAGGACCGUGAUGGCUUCUAUGAAAACAACAUUAUUCCUAUUUCUGCUCUGGGGGCUCCAGUGCGCUGUGUGUCGUGAAGUAUAUCUCCCUCCUGGGACCCUCUACCGUGUUGCAGGGUUCCCCCUCUCCCUGCCCUGUGCCGUAUCAGGAUACGAAGGCUCACGCACGCAGGACUUUGAGUGGUUCCUGAUCAGGGAUGAUGCUGGUGGGAGGCAGAUGGGAGUGGUCUCCACCAGGGACAAGGGCUUCCCUUACGCGCCUUUCCAGGCCCGGGUGAAGAAUGGGGAGGUGAGGGUGGAGAGGGACUCGGGGGACAAAGUCCGACUAGUGAUCCAGAGACUCCGGGCUGAUGACCAGGGGAAGUAUGAAUGCUACACACCCAGCACCGACAUCAAAUACCAGGGGAACUACAGCGCCACAGUGCCUGUCAAAGUGAUCCCUGACACACUCCAGAUCAGUUUUUCACGCUCGCUCACCGGCCAGCCGGUGCCAGAGGGGGCCGAAUUAAUGCUGAUGUGCUCAGCGGGCAUCCAAUCGGAGCAGCUCACCCAUAUGUCCAUCACGUUUGGGAAGCGCAGCGCUGGUGAGGUUUUGGGGAGCGGAGCCGGAGGGGAGGUCAGCACCGUUAGAGAGAUUAUCUCCGUUGACAAGCUGCUGGGGGUCGUCCCCGGACAUUUGUACAAGAAGAGGUACGACGACGGAGACAUCACGCUGGAGAAGAGGAACGGGGAGGCCGGGCUGGACGUGUACGUGAUGAAGAUGAGAGGCGUGCAGCCACAAGACACCGGCACAUAUUUCUGUGAGGCCUCCCAGUGGAUUCGGGACCCAAAUCGAUCCUGGCAGAAGAUAGCACAAAGGACGCUGGAUAUUGGCAACUUGACCGUCCAGCAACUAGCGGAGUCACUGAGCAUAACGUCCUCGCCCAAGGGGGAGGUGACCCUGCAGGUCGGUUCACCUCUCAUCCUGACCUGUGAGGUGUUGGGGCUGCCGUCUGAAGUGAACUCGGGCCUGCUGGUUCAGUGGAUGAAGAGGGGAUCAGUAAACAGCGACUUCGCUGGGAGCGGGGGAGUCGAGGUGGAGGUGGCCCGGUUGAGCCCAGACGGCGUUGUGAGCUGGGGGGACGACCUCAGCCGAGCCAGCGGGGGCUCUAUGGAGAAAGUGGCGGAGGGGAGGUUCUCUCUGAAGCUGUUCUCAGCCCAGCCCUUAGACUCCGGGGUGUAUCGCUGUGUGGUGAGUGUGUACGCUGGAAGGGGAAACCCUGGCGUGUCUACUCCUGCAACACUCACCCAGAGGUCUGAGGGAGUCACCGUCAACCUCAAGAGCAAAGAUGUGCUCGUUGCAGCUGUGGCUCAGCUCCCUCGAGGCCCCCUUUUAAAAAGAGGCAGCACCAUCACCCUGAUCUGCAACGCCACCGUGACGACCACAGGCCCCGCCCAGGCACAGGUACAGUGGCUGCGGUGGCCAAUCCCUCAACGAGUUUUCAAGAAGGUACAGAGCCCGGCGUCAGGUGUUACUGUGCCGGACCCCACUGUGGAGAAAGAACCCAAACUGAUAGCUGCCCUCAUGUACGACGGCGUUGCAAAGAUCUACACCAACGGUAGCGAUAUUAGCGUCGACCGCCUGUCGGCUGGCAGCUACAGACUGAGGGUCCACGCAGCGACGAUAGAGGAUCAGGGCAUGUAUGCGUGUCACGCCCAGGCGUGGGGUCAGGACCCGCAUGGAGGCUGGUACAACACGGGGGCCAAAGCCGAGUCAAAUGCAUUGACGGUUUACCUGUUCUCCAGAGCUGCGGACCUCCUCCUCAUCCCUUUGGUUGUCGGAGUCUCCUCUGCCUUGUUUGUGGGCAUCGUCAUCAUCGCUACGGUAACCUGCUGCUUCAUGAAGCGACUAGCGAGGCAGCGUGCUCAAAAAUAGAUUGUCCGCAGUCUCCGCCAGUCUGAAAUCUGAAUGUUCGCUAAAAGGGCACAGAAGAGGUGAUGCACAGAUCAUAAUGGAUGAAGACAAAAAUGAAGUGUAAAACGACUCACCCCGUUUGAUGUUUUUUUUUGUGUUUUGACCAACCUGUUUAAUAAUCAAUGCCAAAAGAUUCUGUUUUUUUAUUCUCUUGUAUUUUUAUAUCCAAACCUUGGAGCAUAUUUUAGUGAUUGCUGCAUCUCACACCAGUAGGCGUAUAAUUUAGAUUUUUGAAGCCACCAUCCAAUGGUAGAAAUACUUUUUUAUGUUAGCUUAACCCACCUUUUUUUGAUGAUUCCUUUGUUCAAGCUUAACAUUGUUUCUAAUGGAAAAGGGUAAAAAAAGAAAUCAAGAUUCGCAAGACUUUUGUGACCAGGUCAAAAGUAUAUAAGUUACUGCAGGUUUACUUUGAGUCUCUCAGAUGUGAGGAACCUUGUAAAAUGCUGUAAAAUGUGUAUAGUUUCUACAGAAAUGCCGCUAAAACUGCCCUCAGAAGCAAUAGUUUGAUUGUUACAGUAUAAAGGCACCAAACGGUUCUCAGCCUGUAACGGCUCUAUUUUCACAUAAAGAAUAUUCUGUGUUUUCACAAAAGGUCUAUACCGUUCCAGGUGUUCCUUCCCUCUAAGUGCAUGUAUUUUUCUUUUCUGUUUAAAUUUUUUUUCUAAAUGUCUGUGCAUGGUUAAGCCUCUAGCACUGCCACUGACAGUCACAUGAAUGCUGAUGGGAGCAGUUCAGCCUCCAGAAACUUAAUAUGAGCAGGGACCUUCCAACGCCUGCAGCCCAGCAGCACUCUGCAUGUAAACAAAGUCUCCAUCUGUUACUUAAUAAGGAAGGUACUGGCUGGGGGCUUUCUGAUGCCAAGACCAAUUGAGUAUCAAUUCUAAACACAAGCAUUCUUCGCCUGUGACGCUUCAUGCUGAAGUGAGUUUUCUAUACGGACUUGUAUAGAUUUGACAAAGAGAAAUGGAAGAGAUAUCCAUUAUGCACUGAGCUAAGAUAUGUACAUAUUGUAUGGAGUUUGCUGUUUUGUUUUCUUAAUGUGAGUAAGACUACGCUGUCUUUGACAAAAGCACCAGUGUUAAAUAUUCUGCAGCAGUCUGCUCUUUUGAAGCACUUGGACACAUAUGGGACUGGGACCAAAGCCACUCGGUAUCCUUCUUUUACUUGAUUCUUUCCAGCUGAAAAGUCACGUCCUUGCUCUACUUGAGUGAGUCUUUCUUUUGUGCGAUUAACGGUUCCUUUGCUCUUGUGACUGAGACAGAAAAACAGUACAGCGGAAAAAGAGUCCUAUUUGUUACACUGAGUAACAGAAAAAAAACGUUGUUUCACACUGAUUAGAUAACUUGUUCCUGAGGUGAAAAUCUCCUCAGCAGCACAGUCGUAUGACCUGAUAGUUCAGUGGAGUCUCGCUAUCAUCAUCAUCAUUAUAGACAUCAUGGGGUUUAGGCCACACAUUUAUGCAGCCACAUUAUUAUGACUAUAACCCCCGCUGUUAGCCCACAAAAAUCUGUUGGACAGAUUUACUGAGUGAAAUCCAUCCUCCUCUUCCUGUCCAAAGUAAAGCUUCUGAAAAGUUUGGUCAUGCGAGCAAGACUGUGUUGUGUGAACACUUAAAGUUAGAGACAUGUUUGAGGAGCCGAGGAAGAAAGUACAAUUUGUUGUUAAUCAGCUUGUUGGCAGUUUAUUUUCGCUGCCUCUCUAAAUUUGUUUGCACUGAACUAUACUUCUUUCUCAGUCCGUCUUUACUGUCUGUCUGUCUCCUGGUUUUGGGUCCCUCUAAAUCUGCCUGACCUCCCCAACCUGUGUGCUAUAAACCCCCCGAUUAUAGAUGUCGUUCACAAACAUUAGGGACCAAAAUCUCAGCUCUGCUUUAUUCCUGAGCCACUUUGUUCCAGAUCAACUACUCAAAGCUGAUUUGUUCCCCCACAUAUUCCCCACACAUGAUUACAUAGUUGCACACUCACACGGACAGAUACACGUGCACACACAGCGCAGCACAGUGCUGGCUGGCUGGAAUUUCAGGGGAGAGUAAGUGAGUAUCUGCGUGUUCAUCUCUAAUCCUUGUUUAUGGCUGCAGUUUGUGUGCUGCUGCCUUCCCCCACCACCCUCUCUCACCCUCUCUCAGCCUCUCUCUCCCUCUCUCUCUCUCUAUGUGUUACAGAGUCAGUGUGGCUCGCAUUUCAAUUAAUUUCAAUCUCUGUCCCCUGAGAAAUACAGCCGGCUGUAAAAAUGUGUAGCACAUAGUGUUCAAAGUGUGCAAACCUGUGCUUAUGUUUAGGAUAUAUUAAACCCUUUCAUGAAGGUGUUAUGUUUUGAUUUGACUGUUUACUCAUGCUUUAAAACCACUGUUCCUGAAUGCAUCUUGCUGCCAUUGAAAUAUACAAAGGCUGGUAAUUGCUCGGUUUCUUAUGGUGCUUUGGCGAACCUGCCAGUUGUUAAACCAAUAAACCACUCUGGAUUCAUCA
Molecule: messenger RNA, 4629 nt
Organism: Anoplopoma fimbria (sablefish)
Lineage: Eukaryota; Metazoa; Chordata; Actinopteri; Perciformes; Anoplopomatidae
Gene: igsf8
Product: immunoglobulin superfamily, member 8
Exons: 8
Coding region: 209-2125 (638 amino acids)
Source: RefSeq, a predicted model, not a curated record